Molecule: messenger RNA, 2318 nt
Organism: Apis florea (little honeybee)
Lineage: Eukaryota; Metazoa; Arthropoda; Insecta; Hymenoptera; Apidae
Gene: Hey
Product: Hairy/E(spl)-related with YRPW motif
Biological process (GO): regulation of DNA-templated transcription
Molecular function (GO): DNA binding; protein dimerization activity
Source: RefSeq, a predicted model, not a curated record
UACUCUUGAAAGUGAAAGUGUGUCGACAAUUGUUAAGGAAAGGAAAAAUGUGGAGGGUAGUGGUCGCACGAUCGGACGAGAAUAGCACGUUGCUGUCGUCGGAGAUUGGCUCCGGCCCGGUCGCUCCGAAUCACAUUUCUACCCUCUCUGGGCCACCGUCCGGCCAUCACCAUCAUCACUGGGGCUAUCCACCGCCGCCCCAUCCAUCUUAUCAGCCGCAACAUUCCGACGUAUCGUCACGGCAUCAUCACGAUCCCCGCCCGCCUCACGACCUUAGGCACCCGGCCACCGCCGAUCUCAGGCCUCAAGAGAUCAGGCACGAGAUGCACAGGCCUGACCUAAGACAUCAGUCGGCGGCGGAGAUGCAGCGGCAUCAACCGUCCGAGUUGCACAGGCCGGAAAUGGCGAGGCAUCAUCAGGAUUUGAUGAGGCCGGACAUGGCCACGGAAAUUAGAUCUAGUCACGAGUUCCCGGAUCUCAAGAUGGACGUCGCGGAUAUUAGGAAUCAGGAGAGCGGGCAACAGCAGCAACAAGCGUCGCAACAGGGUCAAGCUCAUCAACAGAGAAGUCUGAAAAGAACUAUGAGCGAUUCCGAUUGCGACGACGUGUUCUCCGAGGAGAGCGGCAAAGAGCCUUGUAAUUCACCGGGAGGCGAUUCCUGCCAGCACGCGUCGCGAAAGCGAAGAAGAGGAAUGAUCGAGAAGAAACGUCGCGAUAGAAUAAACGCGUCUCUCGGUGAGCUUCGUAGAUUAGUACCGGCAGCGGCCAGGGAUCCUCAUAGCGGGAAAUUGGAGAAAGCAGAGAUUUUGCAGCUUACCGUCGAACAUUUGCGAACGCUUCGAAACAAAGGGCCGGAGGGGUACGACAGCACGAAAUUGGCGAUGGAUUAUCACGCGGUCGGUUGGGGGGAAUGCGCAGCCGAGGUUGGCCGCUACCUGGUCACCAUGGAGGGCCUCGACGAGAGAGAUCCACUGAGGCUACGAUUGCUCUCCCACCUGCAGAGCUUUCACCGUGAGCAUCAUCCACCGUCGGCGACGGUCCCUCCGCCGGUGACCAGCUUGAGCUCGACCUCGACCAGCACCAACUACGAGACGGGGAGCACGGUUUCCGCUGGGAUGCCAGCUGGAACAGGGGCGAUGCCACCGCUUCUGGGUGGAAGCGCUCUCGGAUGGGGCCAGUAUCCGGGCCAAUAUCCUCAACAGCAACACGGAAAACCUUACAGACCGUGGGGCGCCGAAUUGGCCUAUUAACUUUCAUGACUUUUCUCCAUAUUUCUUUUCUCAAUUCGCGAAAAUUUUCAUUAUCCGUAAGCUUCUUUAGUUUCUCGACGAUUCAAUGUUAAACUUUCAACGAAACCAAUUACUCGUAUUGUCGAGGGAUAAAUAUUCUCUACUAUUUUCCAACUCGACGAGAAUAUUUCGAAGAUUUUAUUACGAUAUAUGAUAGAAGAGCGAGUAGUGAAUUUAAAAAUUAUUUAUUAUUCGACUUGUCGAAUUUUUCGAACGAACGAAUUAUUUUGUACAGUGUGUAUAUAUAUAUAUGAUUAUAUUAUUGUAAAUAAUAGAAAGUGAUCGAGCUCGUACUUUCUCCAUAUUUCUAUUUUUUGUAUCCUUUUCUUUUUGUAUCGUCGUAACGAAUCGCAAUUUGAUCGUUUAAUAAAAAUCGAUUCGAAAAAGUGCCAUUAAACGUAUCAUUGCGUACGUUUUAUAUAUAUAUAUAUGUGUGUGUGUGUGUGUGUGUGAAAAAAAAGCGCUCAGAUAUUUUUGCAAUAAGAUUUUGUAAUAAAAUAGAGAUUACGAGAAACGAAACAAUCAUAUUCAUUGCAUCCAAUCUCUUCUCUCUUUACAGCAUUUCUUAACGAAAUCGAUCGUUUCUUAUUCGAUACUUUGAAUAAAUUAAUCAAUACAAUUAAUAAUAAGUAUCAAUGUUUUCACGCUCGUACUAUUUUUAUUCUCAUUUAUUUAUCUAUCCUCCGCUUUUUCCUCCAUAAUGUCCGUAAUGAGAAAUUUUGCCGACCAUUCUUAUGCAAACGUUUAGUUUUGCAGCUUGCAGAGAAUGAGAAUGAGAAACAAAAUACGCAUCCCAGCGUUAUUCCUCGAACCAGUUUUGCGACCAGUUAAACCUUUCGUUAGAGAAUACAUUGGCAAAAUGGGAAAUUCGCGGGGCUUUUAACGAUCGAUGGGAACAAUUAGCCGUUGCUGGUUUUUACAAAUAUUUUAAAAAGCUACCUAGGGAACCUAAUUAUCGUUAGGGAAAAGGAAGAAUGGUGCGUGGGCACGUGGCCAUUGUUCGAAUACCGAGUUCACCUCUUCCAACCC